AUGGACGUAUUACUGCUUCUGAUGAGCUUGAUUUCUGCAAUCGUGGCUGGCUCAAGGACCACAAAACAUCAGCACUCGCCCAUUAGGAAGUUUUUCUCCGGUAAAAGAUCAGGUCUCCCAAGAUGGACCAUUCCUAACAUGAGAAACCUAAAGAAAGCUCGAGCUGGUCGUCGCUCUCAAGGAUCUUCGUAUCCAUAUUCAAACCAGUAUGCUGCAUACGCCCCCUCUUUACCCCCUGCAACCCCGUCCUUCUACCCUUCAGCUUAUCCUUCUCCGCCCUCUUUCUCUUAUUCCCCACCGUCCUUAUAUCCCGCUUCUCCCCCAUACGGUUACCCUCCUUCAUCUUAUCCGUCUCCUGCAUUCUACUCAUCACCAUACUCAUCUUCAGAACCAGGAAGCUCCUUUCCAUCCAGCAAUCAGGCACAACAGUUGACGUAUUCUACAUCCUCAUCAAAUGCGUAUGCCAGUGAUCAAUACCAGCAACAGCAGAUAUUGUAUCCCUCCCAUGUGAACCCAGGUAAAGCUGCCUCCAUGGGAAAAUCAGCUGCCCACUUGAUAAUCUCAGGAUCAGCAGCAAAACCAAGCAAUGACGCUACGAAGCCCAAAGUCAAACCAACACCUCCCGAUAGAACAGAAAAAUUUGAAAUCAAAGGACGAUUUUUUAAGAGCAUCGGCUGUUGGGCAGAUUCUACUAAACGUCGUGCAAUGGACAGUUUAGAAGGAAAGAGUUCCCAGCUUAAACAUCCUUACAAGACAAGAGUGAAUGCCUUGAUGAAGUGUGCAGAGGUAGCAGAUGAACAUGACUUAAAGAUAUUUGGUUUGCAAAAUGGAGGGCAGUGUUUUGGAGGGAAAAAUGCAGAGAACACAUACAGAGAGUAUGGACAGAGCACGGAAUGCGCAGGUGACGGCGAAGGAGGUCCGUGGAGUAACGAAGUGUACAGCUUUUUAGAUGAAGAUGAUCAACCAUUGGUAAAACCACCAAAGAUAAUGGACAACAAAAACGGAUCCAGUAAUGGCACAAGUACAGCCUGUCCCAACCCUUGUGCAAAAAAUUCUUCUUCAUCAUCUUCAAAUACUACAUGCAGCAUACUGCUACCUAGCAGUACUGGUGCUGGUCAAAUGUGUGGCUGGGGAUGUCCAAUUCCAAUUCCAGCUUGUAAUGUCACUGGAGCUAAUAGUACGGUAAAUGGGACUGGAGCCCAAGGAAAAGUGAACCAGACAGUACCAGCCGGGUGUGCCAGCAUGGGAGGAGGAGGAGGAACUCCCUGUCCACCUCAAGGUAUGCCCAUGGGAAACUCGGUUUGUGGAGGAGGAGGUACUAUGGGAGGAGCACUGUGCGGAAGUCAGGGCAUAACCAUUGACAGCGGGUGUAUGCAGAUCGCGGGAGCACCCUGCCCUGCACCAGCACAAGGAGUGGCUCCUGGAGGCUGUAUUGACAUGGGAGCUGGGUGUGUGAUUGAGGGGAAGCUUACAGAAGGAUGUCCUAACAUCACUAAUGCGACCGCCUGUAGAAACCCAUGUCAGCCUUCCGGGAAUGCCACUGGAGGGUGCGGCGGUGUUAUCCCUGGUGGGGUUGGACCCAGUGGACCUGGUGGAGUUGGAUCCAGUGGACCUGGCGGGGUUGGACCCAGUGGACCCAACGGUGUAAAACCCUCCAAUGGUACCAUAUCCGGACGAAUUGGUAGCAAUCUUCGUCUUAGUGCUCCAGAAUGUAAAGCCAAGGCCGACCUCGGAUUUAUUAUCGAUGGAUCAGGAAGUAUAGAAAAAAAUGGACCAGGAACGUUUAAAAAAGUCUUGAACUUUGUCAAAGAUAUCAUUAGAAGUUUUGAUGUCUCCAAAGACGGAACACAUAUUGGUCUCAUUGUAUACAGUACUGAACCAAAGGUUGUGUCGGGAUUCGACCAGCAUUACACCCUAGCAGAAGUGAUGGCAGAAGUUGAUGGAAUCAAGUAUCCAAAUGAAGGAACAAACACUGGAAAAGCUCUCUUGAAAGCUAAUGAAGCUCUAUUCGCAGUCAGCGCUCGGUCCGGUGUCCCCAACAUCGCUUGUGUGUUAACCGACGGGAAGUCAAAAGAUAACAUUGGAACUCCGGCUCAAAAACUCCGAGAUUCAGGUGUCACUGUCAUUAGCAUAGGAAUGGGUACAGACUAUGAUCUUGAACAGCUUCGAGAGAUAGCUACUGACCCAGAUUCACAGCACAUGUUUAAAGCAGAAUUUGACUCACUGGGUUCCCUGGUAGAUUCCAUAGUAGACACUGGGUGUAAGGCUGCUGGAGGAACAAUUCAGGCACCGCCACCCCUAGGCGCGAGUAAAGGCCGUCCACCUCCUUCCACUGUGGAAACAAAGUGCAAGGCCAAAGUAGACAUAGCAUUCCUGUUGGACGGCUCCGGAAGUAUUGAUUACCAGCAACCUGGGAAUUUCAAAAAAUGCCUAAGGUUCCUUAAAAACUUCGUUAAAUCAUUCAACAUCGCCAAAGAUGGCACACAUGUAGGAGUGGUACUUUUUUCUAAAACUGCCGAGGUCAUGUUCAAUUUUGAGAAAUAUCUUGAUUCAAAAUCAAUGAUGGACGCUAUCGACAAGAUUCCAUACCCGGCUAAAAACACAUACACUGGAGCAGGCCUUGAUCUGGUGCGUACUGGACUGUUUGAAAACAGUGUCAGGCAGGGAGUCAGGGACAUCCUCAUUGUCCUGACCGAUGGUGCAUCUCAGGAUGACAUACAGGACCCUUCCAAGAAGCUCCGUGACAUGGGAGUGACGAUAUUUUGUUUCGGAGUUGGUGCACAGUACAAGAAGGACCAGUUAGAUGAAAUGGCAACCGAUCCAGACUCUAAACAUGUUGUAACAGGCGGUUUUGAUGAUCUCGAUCAAAUACUCCCGAAAAUUAAAAAGAUGGCAUGUGACGGAGCAGGAGGAUCUUUAUCGCAAAGUCCUUCGAGAGGGCUUAACGCAAAGCUAAAUAUUGGAUUCAUCAUCGAAUGUUCUUCAAGCAUAGAAGGAAACGGACCAGGAACGUUCGCAAAAGUCUUGAAAUUUGUCAAAGAUCUUGCUAGAAGUUUUGAUGUCUCCAAAGAAGGAACUCAUAUCGGCAUCAUUACUUAUAGCGAUGAAGCAAAGGUUGUGGCGGGACUCGACCAGUAUUACACCCAAGCAGAAGUGACUGCAGCAAUUGAUGGAAUCCAGUAUCUGGGAGGAGGAACAAUGACCGGAAAAGCUCUCAUGUUAGCGAAAGACUCCCUCUUCGCUGCAAGUGCAAGGUCCGGUGUUCCCAACAUUGCCUGUGUCUUAACUGCCAGCAGGUCAACAGAUGACGUUGGUUCUUCUGCUCAGAUGCUCAAGGGCUCAGGAGCCACUUGUAUUAGUAUAGGAAUGGGUAAAUAUUACGACCUUGGACAGCUUCGAGCGAUAGCCACCGACCCAUAUUCACAGCACAUGUUUAGAGCAGAUUUCAAUGCCCUGGGGUCCUUAGUGAGUCCCGUCGUGGCCACUUGUCGUAAGGCAUCCUCAGGCACUGUUACGGGUCCUGCACGACCUCCGGCUCCCAGCUCAGGCACAAAGUGCCAAGCCAAAGUAGAUAUAGCUUUCUUGUUGGACGGCUCUGGAAGUAUUGGGAGAGGAAAUUUCAAAAAGUGUUUGAGAUUCCUCAGAAACUUUGUUAAAUCCUUCAACAUCGCAGAAGAUGGUUCACAUGUAGGAGUGGUACUAUUUUCGAGCACAGCCGAGGUCGUGUUCAAUUUCGAGAAAUAUUUUGAUCCAAAUUCAAUAAUAGACGCUAUUGACAAGAUUCCGUAUCCGUCAAAAAGCACAUACACUGGAAUAGGCCUCGAUCUAGUGCGAACUGGACUGUUUGAAAUCAGUGAAAGGCAGGGAGUCAGGGAUGUCCUUAUUGUUAUGACUGAUGGAGCAUCUCAGGACUAUGUGGACGAACCCUCUAAGAAGCUCCGAGACAUGGGAGUAACGAUCUUUUGUUUUGGAGUUGGAACCCGGUACGACAAGGACCAGUUAGACGCCAUGGCAACCGACCCAGAUGCUACACAUGUUAUAACAGGCGAUUUUGAUGAUUUGGAUCAGAUACUCCCGAAAAUUAAAAAGAUGGCAUGUGACGGAGCGGGAGGAUCGUUAACACAAAAUCCAUCGAAAGGUGUCGGGAUCACGAGUGGAUCGAGCACAGGAGGAGCCGGUAUGAUUACAGGUGGGGGAAGCAGCUCUGCUGGAGGAGGCAUCUCUACUGGAGGAGGUGUAGGUAUAACUGGCGGGUCCAGCACAGGAGGAUCAGCUGUGAUUACAGGUGGAGGAAGCAGCUCAUUUAGAGGAGAAUGUAACGCAAAGGCUGACCUUGCUUUCAUUAUCGAUGGAUCAGGAAGCAUAGAAAGAAACGGGCAAGGAACGUUUCAAAAUAUCCUGAAUUUUGUCAAAGAUCUUACCAGACGUUUUGCUGUCUCUAGUGAAGGAACACAUGUUGGUGUCAUUGUUUUUGACGAUAACGCGAAGGUUGUGUCAGGAUUCGACCAGCAUUACACCCAAUCAGAGGUGAUUUCAGCAAUUGAUGGAAUCCAGUAUCCAGGCGGUGGAACAAUGAUUGGGAAAGCUCUCUUGAAAGCUAAGAAUGCUCUCUUUGAUACCAGCGCACGUCCUGGUGUUCCUAAUAUAGCUUGUCUUUUGGCUGGCAGCAAGUCAACAGAUAGAUUUUCUGCUCCUGCUCAGGAGCUCAGAGACUCAGGAGUCACAGUCAUUACCAUAGGAAUGGGUAAUAGAUACUGUAGUAGACAGCUAGGGAAUAUAGCUACCGACCCAAAUUCACGGCACAUGUUCAAAGCGGAGUUUGAUGCGCUGGGAUCCCUGGUGGGUUCCGUCGUAGACACUUGUUGUAAAGCGGCAGGAGGAACAGUUCAAGCCUCACUAACAGGUGGAUCACGCACAGGAGGCUCCAGUGAAAGGGGAAGCUCCUCACAAGGUGUAACUGUUGGAUCAACCACAGGAGGAUCCAGUGUGAUUACAGGUGGAGGGAGCAGCUUUACUGGAGGAGGAAGCACAUUAAAAGUUGGCGGGACUUCCUCGAGCGCUGGAAGUAGCAGUUCUAGUUCAGGAGGAAGCUCUUCGAUGUCAAUUAAAGGUAGAAGUAGCGGUUCCAUUGUAGGCGGUAGCUCCCCGAUAUCAAUGAAAGGUGGAGGUAGCAGUUCUAGUUCAGGAAGUAGUUCUUCUAGAAUAAUAACCGCGAAAGGUGGAAGCUCAAGCUCGGGAAGCAAAGUUAUCUCAAGUGGAAAGAAGAUGGUAAAGAUCGGAAAAGUUGUUCUGACGCCGAAGCAAGGCACAGAUGUGUGGGAUAAUCUUGUUAAAGAUGUUAUUUCCGGUAACACUUCAGCUAACGUCCGACCAGUUGCGCUGUUCCCAUUGAACGAGAGGUACGGGGCAACAGAUGUGAUUGGCGGAAACCUUGCUGGCGUGAAAAGCUACGUCACAACUGCUCAAGGGCCUUAUAAUAAAGAAGGUGGCUCUCUGUCAUUUCUUGGAGCACCAGACAGUUUUAUCGAGUUUCCAAACAAUGGUAAACUGGAUACAAAGGAUUCAUUGACAAUACUGGCCUGGAUAUUCCCUGAAAAGGCGGGACCCAUCUUUAACUUUAAGAGGGACGGGUGGGGAACAAAUCUUUGGUUAGCAAAACCGAGAAAACUGUUUGUUCACUUUGUAGACAGAAAAAAUCAAAAAUCCAUACAGCCAUUGAAAAGCACUAAGAUUGCACCAAAUCGAUGGAAUUUUAUCGGUGCAACAUAUGAUCAAAAAACGGGAAAUGCUGGCCUGUGGAUUAAUGGAAAGUUCGAAGAUUUUAAGCACAUAGGCCGUAUUAGACUGGCUACUAACUAUCCAAUCAGAAUGGGAGCUCGAGUCGGAGAUAAAAGAAACUAUCGCGGACGCAUCGCCUGUUUACAAAUUUAUGAUAGAGCUCUUACUUCAAAGCAGAUUGAUGAUGCAAUUGAUAAUUGCAAAAUUUAUACCAGGAAACAGAAAAAAAAUUAAGUUAUCAAAUAACCCUAAAAGCCCCACGUGCGCUAUUACUGAAAAACAUGAGCUAAAAUCCCUGUAUAAGUUAGACACAGUCUAUGGCAUUUUAGGUCAUCUCAUCAUCUUCAAUAUAAUCACACAAUAAACGAACCACUGAUAUCUAUAGAGAAAUUGAAGUCUAACGUCCUCACCAAAGCCUAUACAAGUUAAACACUAGUCAGUUACUUCGAAUCUCAAGGGACAGGAGAAA
Molecule: messenger RNA, 6247 nt
Organism: Pocillopora verrucosa
Lineage: Eukaryota; Metazoa; Cnidaria; Anthozoa; Scleractinia; Pocilloporidae
Source: RefSeq, a predicted model, not a curated record